AAUGGGCGGUGGAACUGGCACAGGCGGUGCUCCUAUUAUUGCUGGUGUUGCAAAGUCAAUGGGUAUACUGACUGUUGGGAUUGUGACCACCCCUUUUUCAUUUGAAGGACGAAAGAGAGCCAUUCAAGCACAAGAAGGAAUUGCUGCUUUAAGAGAUAGUGUCGAUACUCUAAUAGUUAUUCCAAACGACAAGCUAUUAACUGCAGUUUCUCAAACUACCCCUGUAACUGAGGCAUUCAAUCUUGCUGAUGACAUUCUUCGACAAGGCGUUCGUGGCAUAUCUGAUAUUAUUACAGUACCAGGGUUGGUAAAUGUAGAUUUUGCUGAUGUUCGAGCUAUAAUGGCUAAUGCUGGUUCUUCACUCAUGGGGAUAGGAACUGCAACUGGGAAAACAAGGGCAAGAGAUGCUGCAUUAAAUGCUAUCCAGUCACCUUUACUAGAUAUUGGUAUUGAAAGGGCUACUGGGAUUGUUUGGAACAUAACUGGUGGGACUGAUCUUACCUUAUUUGAGGUAAAUGCUGCUGCAGAGGUUAUCUACGACCUCGUGGAUCCUAGUGCUAAUUUAAUUUUUGGAGCAGUAAUAGAUCCAUUACUAGCUGGUCAAGUAAGCAUAACAUUAAUUGCAACCGGAUUCAAGCGUCAAGAUGAAGACGGAGCGAGACCCCUACAAGCUAGUCAGCUCAGUCAGGGAGAUACAGCCAUCGGUUUCAAUCGGCGACCUUCCUCUUUCUCCGACAAUGGUAGUUUCUUUGACAUCCCUGAGAUCUUACAAAAGAAAGGACGCUCACGCAAUCCAAGGGUUUAAUAUGUUUCUUCCCAAUGCCACACAUUUCUUCACAGAUGCAUCGGUUUUUACUUGGGUCAUAAAUAAGUUUUACUCCUGUUUAUGUGUUGCAUCCCUGUUUUUCUCCUUUUUAGAUUUUAUAACUUGAGUUGUUCAUACAGUUUCGGUUUGUUUAUCCAGACUUGUGGUGAUUACUUGAAUAAUUGCAGCUUCUAUGAUUUCUUUGUUGGAAUAUUUGAAUGUGUUAAAUAAGCUGUAUUCUUGUAUAGAAAAUAUUUCUUGCAUUAAGUGGUUGUAUCAACCAAUGUAAUAAAAGAUUAAAAGGAGCAUGUUUAUUUAUGGUCAAGGAAAGAUCAUAGGUUGUUAAA
Messenger RNA from Vicia villosa (hairy vetch), 1152 nucleotides. RefSeq names its product cell division protein FtsZ homolog 2-2, chloroplastic-like. NCBI's taxonomy places the organism in Eukaryota, Viridiplantae, Streptophyta, Magnoliopsida, Fabales, Fabaceae. Gene Ontology annotation, molecular function: GTP binding; GTPase activity. Bases 2 to 805 code for a protein of 267 amino acids. Gene Ontology annotation, biological process: chloroplast fission. Gene Ontology annotation, cellular component: chloroplast; cytoplasm. The record is from RefSeq and is a predicted model, not a curated record. The transcript has 6 exons.